This is a messenger RNA of Aspergillus bombycis, 963 nucleotides long. RefSeq names its product carbon-nitrogen hydrolase family protein. The transcript is spliced from 3 exons. NCBI's taxonomy places the organism in Eukaryota, Fungi, Ascomycota, Eurotiomycetes, Eurotiales, Aspergillaceae. The coding region runs from base 1 to 963 and encodes 320 amino acids. The record is from RefSeq and is a predicted model, not a curated record. Gene Ontology annotation, molecular function: catalytic activity.
AUGGGCAAGACAGUUCGUGUCGGCUGCGUGCAAGCGGAGCCAGCGUGGAAUGACCUGGAAGCAGGAGUAAACAAAGUGAUUACCAUCAUUGAGGAAGCAUCCAAGAACAAUACCCAAGUGCUUGGAUUUCCUGAGGUCUUCAUCCCAGGUUAUCCGUGGUGUAUGUUCCUCAACCCACCAGCGUCAAAUAGUGACUUCUUCGUCAAAUAUUUGCAGAACUCUAUGCCAGUGGACUCGCCACAGAUGCGAAGGAUCCGCGCCGCGGUGAAACAGGCCGGCAUGUUUGUAGUGCUUGGCUACAGUGAGAGGCACCAUGGCUCUAUGUAUAUAUCCCAGGCGUUUAUUGACCCAACGGGGGAGAUCGUCCUGAAUCGCCGCAAGAUCAAACCCACUCACAUUGAGCGUGCAUAUUGGGGAACCGGCCAGGGCGAGUCACUCCAGACCGUCGUCCCGACGGAGUUUGGCCGCAUAGGAGCCCUGAACUGCUGGGAGCACACGCAGCCGCUGCUACGCUACUACGAAUAUGAGCAGAAUGCGGAGAUCCAUGUCGCGAGCUGGCCUGCAAUGUGGGAUGCGAAAGACUCAACGGAUGAUAAACCAUUCUACCAGUGCAGUGCAACGAUGAACCAGCGACUUUCACAGGUUGUGGCCUUUGAAGGAGCCUGUGUGGUACUGGUCUGCACGCAAGUGAUGUCGGAGACAAAUGCAGAGAGAAACGGUAUUACUGGGUGGAGUCAUCCCCAAUUACCCGGCGGAGGCUUCAGCAUGAUCUAUGGGGCCGAUGGGGCCCCCUUGUGCAACCCUUUACCCCCAGGAGAAGAAGGGAUCCUCUAUGCAAAUGUGGACCUUGACGAACACCUUAAGGCGAAGCAAUGGAUCGACGUGGUUGGCCACUAUUCUCGCCCUGAGCUGCUGAGCCUGCGUGUAAAUACUCAUGGUGCACGCCCUGUACACCAUGCCUAG